Messenger RNA from Momordica charantia (bitter melon), 647 nucleotides. NCBI's taxonomy places the organism in Eukaryota, Viridiplantae, Streptophyta, Magnoliopsida, Cucurbitales, Cucurbitaceae. The record is from RefSeq and is a predicted model, not a curated record.
AUUAGCACUGGAGAUGACUGUGUUUCCAUUGGCCAAGGCACCACCAAUAUCAACGUUCACAAUGUCACCUGUGCCCCAGGACAUGGAAUCAGUGUGGGAAGUUUAGGAAAAUACCAAGAUGAGAAGGACGUUGUGGGAGUUACCGUCACAAAUUGCACGUUGAGAAACACCACAAAUGGAUUAAGAAUCAAGACAUGGGCUGAUUCACGUCCAACCCAAGCUUCCAAAAUCAGUUUCCAAGACAUUAUCUUAGAUGCAGUMAAAAACCCCAUUAUCAUAGAUCAAAGCUAUGGCUCCAAAGAUAAGAGCAAACCCCCAUCUCAAGUGAAGAUAAGCGAGGUCAAUUACAAGAACAUUCGAGGCACGACGAUUUCGGUCGUCCCCGUUUCGUUGCAGUGUAGUGCUAAAGUUCCGUGCGAGGGCGUCAAAUUGGAAGAGAUUGAYAUGUCCUUUGUUGGCUCAGAGAAGAAGAAGGCAGCUUUUGGAAAUUCAUGUUUGAAUGCCAAGAUUACAACCGUAGGAAAACAAAUCCCACCAGCUUGUGCUGUUUAAUUUUGAAACAUUCAUUUAUAUAGCUCAUAUUCUUUCAGAUUUGUCAAUACAACAAAUUUGCCAUUUUAAUGUCAGAAAAAAAAAUUCGGAUGAAA